Molecule: messenger RNA, 1166 nt
Organism: Betta splendens (Siamese fighting fish)
Lineage: Eukaryota; Metazoa; Chordata; Actinopteri; Anabantiformes; Osphronemidae
Product: putative ferric-chelate reductase 1
Exons: 7
Coding region: 162-881 (239 amino acids)
Biological process (GO): regulation of glutamate receptor signaling pathway
Source: RefSeq, a predicted model, not a curated record
GUAGGAUGAAGCUCGUCCCAUUCUUCUCCCACCGCCUCUGAGCGGCAGCGCUGACCUCCGCUCAUUUAAAUAAUCCCAGACUCCGAGCCGUCCACAGAAGCAGGAACAUCAAGGCGAGCAGCAGGUCCUUGUCCAAAGCGUUGGCCCAUUACAGCUCAGAAAUGCAGGGAAGACUGUUGAUGUCGGUCGCUGUGAUGAUGAUCACAUUCGCAGCCUUGGCCAAAGCAGACGUCAUGGAGAGCAGCACACAGCUGAACAUCACUGGCUCCGGCUGCGGAGUCACCAAGCUGUGUGUGGAGCUGCCAGCUGGUUGUGACCCGGCUGAGAACCAGACGUGUCUGUUCAUGUCGGGCAUCGCCAGCCCCCCCAUGGACUCCGACGGCACCAACCUGACCAUUCAGCUCAGCGGGCAGUCGUCAGGAUACAUCGCACUGGGGCUCAUCGCCAACGCGUCGGAGGCGACUGCCAUGGGCUUCAUCUGCGGCCAAAACCCUUCAGACAAUGACACGUUCAUCUUCAGCGAAGUGGAGAUGAACAACACCGAUGACACCAUCAUUCCAAGCAACAUGACAGCUACUGACAUCCAAGGCUUGGCAGAUGGGAACCUGAUCCAGUGCGAGUUCACCAUCCCAGUUAUGAACACCACCUUCUCUGUCCUCCUGGGGAAUGGAACCAUCGACAUGGGACUUGGUCCCUUAAGUAUUGCCCUGAUCAGUGAACCCAUGGACUUCACCGACCCCAGCAGCAGCAUCAAUCCGACCAUUGAACCCACAGCAGUCUCCAGCAACACGCCACCGACAGGAGGCGGCGGAGCCGUGCAGCCUCAUGCUUUGCUUCUUCUGCUGAGCAUCCUCCCUCUGUCUGUCCUGCAGAAAGCCUGAGAGCCCGGAGGAAAACGGAGGCCUGAAUGACACACAGAAGCAUCACGACUCUAUCGUCUUUAUAUUCUAUUCCAUCUGUGACUAAACUGUAAGAUACAAAUACAUAAUUAGCAUCUACAGCUCUUGGGUUUAAUGAUCAAACGUUACUUGUGUUUUGCAGACUAAUACUGUAAAUAAAUAAGCUUGAGCUGUUUUUCAGAAAAUCUUGGCAGCAAAACUAAACCAACAAACAUUGCAAAGGAAAAUCAAGCCAAGAAUGCUAUUAAUAAAACUAGAACAUUCAUA